AUGUCUAUUGAUAUUUCUAAAAUUGUUUUGGAGAAUGAAAUUUCUGCAAGUUGUAGCACACAAUGGGCAGAGUUUCACAAUGGAGUAGCCACUGGUCUCACUAUUGGAACAGAUUGCAAAAUUACCAAAGAAUGGAUCAUGUUUCACAAACCAAACAAAAGAGGAACCAGAUAUAUGAAUGACAGCGUUACUCAUGCUGGAUUACUUCUGGCCUUAGGUUUGCAAGGUCACUUGAAAUGUCUUGGACCCACUGAUAUUUAUAGCUAUCUGCAACAACGACAUGAAGCGACUACUAUUGGAAUUCUAUUGGGGCUAUCUUGCUCAUAUAUUGGAACACAAGAUCAGUACAUUACUCGGUCUCUAUCCCUGUAUGUGCCUUCGCUCGUCGUCGGUAUGAGCGAUAUGGAAAUGCCAAUGGAAGUUAGUGGCUCUGCAUUGCUUGGCAUUGGAUUACUCUACAUGGGUAGCUGUCAUCGGUUCAUGACUGAAGUUCUAUUAGGAGAAUUGGCUCGCCCACCAAAUGAUCAUUCAACAAACACCCGAGAAAGUUACUCUCUAUCUGCGGGAUUAGCACUCGGAUUGGUACAUUUAGGGAAAGGUGCAACUGCAAACAGUCACGAAUUGAAAAUGGAUCAACGAUUGCUCUCGUACAUGACCGGAGGUAGCAAACGUCCCGAGUUUGACAUGUUUGCAUUAAUGGCCUCCAAGUCAAAAGCCCAUCCAUCUGUUAAAAGUGGACCUAACAGUUCAGAAGCAGUGACCAAUACAUGUUCAAGAAUUAAGGAAAAUGAAAAAUUUGUGAAUGUAGAUGUCACUGGUCCAGGAGCAUGCCUUGCUCUCACAUUGAAAUAUCUUAAAACCCAUGACGAGACUAUAGCUUCAGAAAUGAAGGUUCCAGACACUAGGUACAUGUUGGACUACGUUCGACCUGAUAUGAUUAUUCUCAGACAACUUGGCUCCUCGUUAAUCAUGUGGAAUACCAUCGAGAAUACUGAGACAUGGAUAAAAUCUAAAAUUCCAGAUCUCUUUCGUUCGGCUCCAGUAGAAUCAAUCAUUGAGAGCAACGAGUUAUGUAAGAUUUAUGCUCAUGUCAUUUGUGGUUGCUGUCUUUCCAUUGGGUUCAAAUAUGCUGGAUCCCACGAUUCCAGAGCGUUUGACUUGAUUCUCAACAUUGCACAACAAGCACUGAAAAUGAGACUCCGACUUUUUACACAAGAUUCAUCCAUUCCUUACUUUGUAAAAUUAGACAAAUUCACAACGGAUAGGACAGUCACCAUUUGUUUACUCAGUUUGAGUUGCAUCAUGUCAGGAAGUGGAAACGUGGAAGUCAUUCGACUGGUGAAACAGCUUAGACAGAAAUACAUUUCAUCUGCCAGUACACAGUAUGGAGGCUAUGGAAUUCACAUGGCAUUAUCCAUGUCGCUUGGACUUCUCUUUUUAGGAGGAGGAAGGUUCUCCCUUUCCACCAGUGAUCGUUCCAUUGCUGCUCUGUUAUGCUCUUUGUAUCCUGUUUUCCCUCAAACAACCACUGAUAAUCGAUAUCAUUCACAAGCUUUGCGUCACUUGUAUAUUCUGGCUGCUGAGAAUAGAUUAUUAGAGACUGUUGAUAUUGACACAAAAGAAACCUGUCAUGUACCCAUCAUCAUAGAGACUACUCAUGGAAACUCGUUACAAAAAUUAAGUCCUUGCCUUAUUCCUGAAUCACAUUUAAUUUCCAAGAUUAUAACUAGCAACGAGAGAUACUAUCCACUCACAAUCACUGAAUUCCCACUCAAAAGUAACAUUAUUUAUGUGAAGAAGAAAUCUGGGUAUUUAACAUACAAGGAUGACCCUAAAGGAAUACGUUCAUCGGUUCACUCGAAUUUUGUUACCAAUCUCGUGGAUCAAAACCCAGAUAAUUUGGUAAAACUCUUUGAGAAAAUGUCCUCAGGCUCGCACACUCACAUUGCUCCAUAUGUGAAAUAUAGGAUAUUUGGUCACAAUAGUGUCAAUGGAGUGGAGGAACAAGCAUUAACAACGGCUAUUCAAUCACUCUCUUUAAAUGAUUCCUCGAAUGGAAAUAUUGCACUAUUACUUUAUCAUUCGCUUGUGGAUUCGCUCAUGAAUGACAGUCCAGAUGUACUCUACAUAUUUGAACACAUUCUUGAGGCGUUACGAUUGAUUGUGGAACCAAAGAGUUGCAGAACAACAACAAAUAAUUUUGAAUCGACCCCUACAACGACAAUCAAUUCCCUUUCGAAAUCUAUCCAUAUUUCAUGCUUUAAGCAAUUAUUUGCAUACUACUCAUCAAGAUAUCGUUUGCUAAAGCAAAGUUUGAUGACAAUGAGGCCACUAAUUUCACCAAAUUUCAUCGAAUGCAUUAGAAAUUACUUGGAAAAUUAUUUUGCAUCUAUGGAUCUUAUUAAUUGGAACUCACCCUCCAAGAAUGAGGAUGUUGGCUCAUUUUGCAUCUACUAUUCUCUUCCCUAUUUGUAUCUCAUCCAGCAAUUGGUUCAACAAAACAAGCAAAACUGCAGUGCCGAGUUGUUGAUACACUCUUUAAAAUCCUUCCUUCCACACUCCUCGAUCCCCACAGCCCAAAUUGAGCGCCUUGUUCAACAUAUUGUCUCUUGUUCUCAAUGA
Messenger RNA from Naegleria lovaniensis, 2622 nucleotides. RefSeq lists its product as uncharacterized. The transcript has a single exon. Lineage: Eukaryota; Heterolobosea; Eutetramitea; Acrasida; Naegleriidae. Bases 1 to 2622 code for a protein of 873 amino acids. Gene Ontology annotation, molecular function: molecular adaptor activity. The record is from RefSeq and is a predicted model, not a curated record. Gene Ontology annotation, biological process: metaphase/anaphase transition of mitotic cell cycle; protein K11-linked ubiquitination; anaphase-promoting complex-dependent catabolic process. Gene Ontology annotation, cellular component: anaphase-promoting complex.